AUGGGAGACGUGACUACGACGACGUCGACGACUAUAAGCCAACCGUCCACACUGUCGGGACACGCUUUGGUCACCUUGGAUAAGAUCGAUACGAGCAAUACGGCUGGUUUUGUGAAGACUGUAAUCGGUGGAACAUCGCUCGCCACACUUCUUCUGGGUAUUCGAAGUGCCUGGAAGCACUCAAGACAGCCAGAAGCCGCUGAUUUAGCCGCUGCUCAGCUCUUCUCCGGAGCUGCAUUCGCUGGAAAGGCGCUCGGCGUGGCUACAGUAAUCACCGUAUCCGGAUUCACAUUGCUCAUCGUUGGGGUGUCUGCACUGCUCCAAGUGAACACUCCUCGCCAGUUUGGCGCUGCGAUGAAAACGGCGUUUGGCGAUUCGAUUCGAUUGCCACAGAGCGCAAAUUCACAGACAUUUGAGGAGUUUAUUAAAAGUAUCGAAACGAAGACGGGUGUCACUGAAGAGGAGCAGAAAAACGGGGGGAAAUUGUCAGAAAAUUGA
Molecule: messenger RNA, 498 nt
Organism: Caenorhabditis briggsae
Lineage: Eukaryota; Metazoa; Nematoda; Chromadorea; Rhabditida; Rhabditidae
Exons: 3
Coding region: 1-498 (165 amino acids)
Source: RefSeq, a predicted model, not a curated record